AACAGCCACACGCCCUCUGGUACCCUCAGGGCGGCACUUAUUCUCCUGCAAACGUGCAGGUUAGUCCCUCAAACCCAUGACCACUGCCGAACAAACCGUUGAAAUAAAUUCGAAAGAAGACAGUUAUGAUGGCAUCGAAAGGAUGGAAAGUCGUCCAGGCUCACAUACCCUUGAUUAAAUUCAGAAAGGGCGGGCCUGCCAGAGCGACGGGGGGUGCGACGACAGCGCAGUCUGCGGCGCCAGGGGCGGCUGCGAGAGGCAGUGCCACGGGUGCAACUGGGCCCAAUGUUAUCGCUCUACCGACCAUUGACGACUUCCAAUUGCCCCCGAGAUACCAGAGGAGACCCAUUGAUGAAAAAGAAAUUGCCUACAUCAAUCGCGGCGGCCCUGAGUGAUUACACAAUACGUAGAUACAUAUUACUGAUGAAUAAAGACACGAACAUGAGGAGAAAAUGAUUUAGAUUCUUAAUAACUUAUUGUGGAAAUUUGAAGUUUGUGUUUGAUGAAUGAAUAAAUUAUUUUCGUUGCACAAUA
Diachasma alloeum is the source of this 534-nucleotide messenger RNA. Its product is annotated as 28S ribosomal protein S36, mitochondrial. The transcript is spliced from 4 exons. The record is from RefSeq and is a predicted model, not a curated record. The coding region runs from base 126 to 395 and encodes 89 amino acids. Gene Ontology annotation, biological process: 2-oxoglutarate metabolic process. NCBI's taxonomy places the organism in Eukaryota, Metazoa, Arthropoda, Insecta, Hymenoptera, Braconidae.